This is a messenger RNA of Symbiodinium necroappetens, 783 nucleotides long. NCBI's taxonomy places the organism in Eukaryota, Dinophyceae, Suessiales, Symbiodiniaceae. The record is from the annotation of a GenBank genome assembly.
AUGCCAAAAGCCGAGGCCAAGAACGCUGUGAAGUUCACUCGCAUGUGUAAGUUCUGGAAGACGAACGAGUGCAAGAUGGGGGCGGAUUGCACCUUUGCCCAUGCUACUACAGAAUUGCGCCCGAGCCCAAAGCCUUGCUUUGACUUUGUGAAGAACGGGUUUUGUGCUCGCGGGCAAGGUUGUCGCUUCGUGCACGAAGUGGUGGAGAUGAAAACAACGGACAAGUUCGUGGAAGUGCAACGCUCCACCGUGAACCGUGGUGAGGCUGCCAUCGCUCCGGUCCUCGCUACCUACAGCAUGCCCCCGAGCAUUUCUGCACAGUGGCACAUGGCUGCCCAGCUGACUGCUGCACAGCAGAUGCAGCAAUUUAGCGGGACUCCUCCUGGUCCUGUGUGUGCUCAAACAAACCAGCGACUAGUGGAGCUGGGGGCUCUCAUGGAGCCUCAUGCCCAGCCAAAGCCAAACCCCUGCCUUCGUCCACCUCCUGGCCUGGAGUGCUUCGUCCCGCCCGUCCCAGCCCCACCGGGGCUCUUGGUCGAUCCCGAGGUCACCGUAGCCAAGACUGGGCUGCAGCGCACGGCAGAUUCCCGUCGCUCCAGUUUGAAUGACAUUUCGUUAGACCUGGAGUGCGUUAAGCUGCCCCUCUCCAAGGCCGACAUGGAGGGCGCGGAUGAUUCUACGGUGGCAACACAGAGUUUUACAUCGACGAUGUGCUUGAGUACAACCCCUUCGAGCUUCAGUGAGGUUGAGAGCCCUAACAAGCCAACAUCUUUCUGGUUGUGA